GUGACGUUUAUUUCCUGCGACGGAGCCCCCAGUCACCCAAACAAGCGUGAACUGUUGGAAACAGAAACCCUGGUUGCGAGGCCGAAGGCAAACGAUGAUAAAAUGCCACUCUGUUGGCUUAUUAGCGAGGAGGGGAAUCAUAAACCCAUCCAGCUCCCUCAUUUACAGACUGUUGUGUUGGGGCGAGGGCCAGAAACAACCAUCAAAGACAAAAAAUGCUCUCGGCAGCAAGUGGAGCUGAAAGCAGAAUGCAACAAAGGUUAUGUCAAAGUUAAACAGUUCAAAGAGGAUCCCACUGGCAGCCAAAGUGGAACAAAAAGGCAGCGAGAGUCCACUUCAGAGGACCGAGAGAGCCAGAGGGACGCUCAGAGUAUGAAAGCAGACAAACAAACAGAAAGGAUCUCAGUGUCAGUCAGUCACGCUGAUUCCCCAAAAACAAAUUUGCAGGAAAAUGCUGGACACUGGAGUCAAGGCCUUAAGACAUCAAUGCAAGACCCCAAGAUGCAGGUGUACAAGGAUGAUAAAGUGGUCGUUAUUAAAGAUAAAUACCCCAAAGCUCGCCACCACUGGCUUGUGCUCCCGUGGCAGUCAAUUCCCAGCCUGAAGGCUUUGCGCACUGAGCACUGUGAUCUGGUGAAACACAUGCAGAAAGUUGCUGACCAAAUGAUUCAACAGCGCCCAGAUUGUAGUUCGGUGCAGUUCCGCACGGGAUACCACGCCAUCCCAAGCAUGAGCCAUGUUCACCUCCACGUGAUCAGCCAAGACUUUGACUCACCUUGUUUAAAGAACAAAAAGCAUUGGAACUCAUUUACAACAGAUUACUUCAUUGAGUCUAAGGAUGUCAUUCAGAUGCUUGAAACUGAUGGAAAAGUCACUGUGAAAGAAGGCACCAGUGAGUUGUUGAAGCUACCUCUCCGCUGCCACGUGUGUUGCAAAGAGCUUCCCACUAUACCGGCACUGAAGGAACACCUGAAGUCUCAUUUCUGAGAUAACAAUGUGACUGUAACUCAUGCUCAUGCUCUUUCAUUGAUCACAUAUCUCAUGUUAACUUUUUUUUAUAGUAUAGAUUCAUUCUUUUGUACAAUGUUAAGUUCCUGUAGCUUCCAUAAUUAUUGGCCUGAUUACAAAUUCCAAAGGUCUUCAAUGUUUGUUGCUUUUUCAGCUUUUUAGGGUUUUCCAGUUUAAUAGGAAAUUGAGUGUCAAGCUACAAAACGUUCAAGGUAAAUGCCAUCAGUGUAAUGCAAGGUCAUGGAUUUCAUUUAGUGUUAAUACCAUUUCAAACAUGUUAAAAUAUUUUGCAAUAAAUAUUUUCUAAGAACUAAAUACUGCCUAUAUCUUUUCAAUUAAAGUUGCCUCUUUUAAGUCCUGCAGUGCAUCAAGUUUAGACUGAUUUUUAAUGCAGAUUUACAGAAAACAAAGGAAGCUGUCGAUGUAUUGUACUGGGAAUGCAUUAACUCUCUUUCAGAGCCGGCACAGCUGCCACAGAAAUCAACAUUUGUUUCAAAAAGUAUAAAAGAAACCUUUCGAACUUACAGGUUUUUAUAUAAGGAAAAAUAGCUUGCUGGAAAAAAACUGUACUGCUUUGAUGUGUUGAAAUAGUAGCAGACAGUCAAAUAACACAUUGGUACUUGGGAGAACUUUUUUGUACUUUUUCUUUGCUGCUAUUACAGUACUCCUUUAGCAAAUAACAGUUAAAGCUUGCUCAGCCACCUAAUGCUAAUACCUACGUCUCCGUAUUUUGAUUCUCAUUCUAAUUAUGUGAUUGAGAAAUCUGUUUAAACCAUUACCAGAGCACAGCCUCUUUACUCCCGCACACUCGCAGUAUCUCUAGUGACACCAAUUAUUUGCAUAUCCUCCUUCACUACAUUCAAGAACCUCUUCUGUGGCCUUCCUUCGUGUUCUCCUGCCUUGAAGCUCCAUAUUCAACAUGCUUUGUACAAUACAUC
Molecule: messenger RNA, 1946 nt
Organism: Haplochromis burtoni (Burton's mouthbrooder)
Lineage: Eukaryota; Metazoa; Chordata; Actinopteri; Cichliformes; Cichlidae
Gene: aptx
Product: aprataxin
Exons: 7
Coding region: 103-987 (294 amino acids)
Biological process (GO): double-strand break repair; single strand break repair
Cellular component (GO): nucleus
Molecular function (GO): double-stranded RNA binding; protein binding; DNA 5'-adenosine monophosphate hydrolase activity
Source: RefSeq, a predicted model, not a curated record